This is a messenger RNA of Aspergillus versicolor CBS 583.65, 1479 nucleotides long. RefSeq lists its product as uncharacterized. The transcript has a single exon. Lineage: Eukaryota; Fungi; Ascomycota; Eurotiomycetes; Eurotiales; Aspergillaceae. Bases 1 to 1479 code for a protein of 492 amino acids. The record is from RefSeq and is a predicted model, not a curated record.
AUGACAGUGAUUAUGUCUCCGAGAAAGCUUUUUCGGAGCUACAUCCAUCUGAGAAACUCGUUUCCGAAGGGAAUUUUUGAUUCCAUUAAAGAGUACCAUCCAUUUUGCAAAUUGAAUCUCUUGGGAAACCAGUUUUUGGCCCUCGACGAACAUGAUUCAAGACCCCCGAUGGGUUUCGAGUGGAUCAGAUAUAGAGAGCCUUUCCAAAUAUCCAUACUUGACUUCCCGACUCUUGAAAGUUUCACACUGUACUAUCCCUGGAAAAUCCAAGGGGCAUCCUCAGGAUAUGUGCACGACGAUUAUUUCUUAGCCCUCGCUCGAGCCUCAAAUUUGAAGCAUCUCCGGAUUUGGAAUGCUGGCAUCUUGGAAGUCAUUGCUAGGCCCGAGCCGGAGACGAAACUAACCUUCGAUCAUCUUGAUCGGGGAGUCUCAGCUUCGAUCCUUGAGUCUCUUGUGUUUUUCGGUGGGCGUUACCAGCCAUACGAGCGCAUUCUCCUCAAAAUAUCGAGCAUCUUCGACCUUUCUCGCCUUCGAUCAUUGGAUAUACCCCUGACAGAGGAUAUCGCCCUCCUAGGUGAAGUAGCCCCAAUCUUACUUAACGUAGAGCGCCUGUCUGUGACACGAUGUCAAGAAGAUCCGGAAGAAGAUCUACAAAUCUUUCAUGAUGAGAGUCGUGUGGUCGAAGCAAUCCUGUCAUUCAGGCCACUAAAGGAUCUUCGAAUCCAGGUGACCAGAAGCUUCGACGCCCUCCAUACUAUCCUUCUACACCAUGGGAGAUAUUUGGAGAGUUUAAUCAUAGAGCCUAGCGGUACCUCGUUCAAGGCUCACAAUAGAGGUGAUGGAGGCUAUAGGUUCCCUCCACUCGAUUGCCAGCGGAUUCGUGAAUUGGCACGUCUGUGCCCAAAAAUCGCAGAAUUACGCGUACAAAUCACGCGGUCAACAGGUGGCACUGAUGAAUAUGACGCUUAUAGAGCUUUGGGUGACUUUCCCUCUCUCCACACCCUUUUCAUUGAUCUACAAUGCGACCCUCGACAACAGCCACUUGAUAUUGAUGCCGAUCCCCCGUAUGAGCAGAUUUUCAGGAAUGCGGCAACUGAUGAGGCGCUGACAAUGACCAUAUGGGAUACUAUUACUUCUCAUAAGAUCGGCAAAGAACUGAGAAAUCUACGUUGUACACCAUUUGGGCAACCCUUUUAUACCGAUACCUUGAAUUGUGUUCUUUUCACCAUCGGUAAAUCACUACUUGUUAAGCGACUUGAUUCCCAAGGACCCAAUUCAUUGGAAAUAACUGCGAUUGGCGAGGAUCAACGACGCAGACGGGUUAAAAAAUACCUGGGGCUUACAGGUGUGGAUGUGGAAGCUGGAGAGGAUGACAUUCGAGACGGGGAGAUCAGGGACGCUCUUUCGCGGAUUUGGCCUGGUAACUGGAUGACUUCCUGGCAUAGCUUCCUUCGGCCGGAAAUUGAUCAAGAUGUAUAA